AUGGCCGCCUCCUACGACAUCCAGACAUACCUCCUCGACCGGACCAAUAUCCACGACACGGUGACACGGUUCACGUUCAACUGCGACCGAAAAUCGAGAAACGGCCUCGUUCAAGACGUGUACGCUCCCCAAAUCGCCCUCGACUACACUUCCAUGUUUGGCAGUCAACCAUUUGAGACUACCAAGGAAGAGUGGGCUAAAACUAUUACAUCGGCGGCGGCCACCUACGACAAAAGCACAUUCGAUUAUCCUAGGGGUCUCAUCAUAGAACUCCCCCAGCCCUUCAAUAAUACUCCUAGGCCUGACAAGUGCCGGGUUUUCGCUAACGUAACCGCCCAUAUGGUUCGCCAGGUAGUGAAAGGCGGGCCUAUAAUGCAUGUCGGCGUGAGUCUACUCCCCCUUGUGCAAUACCCUCAGUAUUUCAAAUUGGGAUCAACUGACGGUAGUACCUAUAAUCAAUCCCGACUUAACUUCGACGUCAUUCGAAUUCCACAGCUAGAGCAAAAGGGUGAGAACCCCUGGCGAAUCAGCAAGCAGGUUGUUGAUAUUUCUUGGGAGCAGGGCAACAUGGAUGUCAUCGUAAACCAAGUUGCGAAUAUUGGGAAUUAGGUCAUCAAGGUAUAACGGUUUUAUUGAAGAGUUUUGUAUGUAUCUAUGGACAUGUUUCCUUCUUUUAUCUUUUAUUUUUAUAUGAAAAAGAAGAAGAAGAAAAAAGGGGAGGGAAAGAGGGGGACUCUCUAUCAUGAAACUUUUUCAGUG
Daldinia decipiens is the source of this 759-nucleotide messenger RNA. RefSeq lists its product as uncharacterized. The record is from RefSeq and is a predicted model, not a curated record. Lineage: Eukaryota; Fungi; Ascomycota; Sordariomycetes; Xylariales; Hypoxylaceae. The coding region runs from base 1 to 609 and encodes 202 amino acids. The transcript has 3 exons.